AUGCCAUAUCCUUUUGUAAGUGAACCGGCUUUGAGAAGAUCAGGGGCGGCGGAAAGCAGCAGCAAGAAGCGGAGGAUGGCUUGGGCCGCGACCAAGAGGUUUGCGGAGGGUAAUGGUGUUGAUAGGGAGAGGAACUACUACAUCCCGCCGGAUGGGGAUGCUCAGGAGCUAAUAGAUGGGCUGUCCAAUGGGGAGUAUGUGGUUCUAUAUGGUGCCAGGCAGACAGGAAAGACGUCCUUGGCUUUCUACAGCAUCGAGAUUCUCGCGUCCAGGGGUUUCACUUGCAUUUACAUCGAUUUUCCUGCACAGUCUUCCACCUUGUCCUCGCUGGACGAUUUCUGGAAGCUCUUUACACAGCGGGUCUACGAGUCGAGUGGUGACGCGCUUCCCGCACCAGACUUUUCUGGCGUUGACAGCGAGGCCUACCUCCGCAGGUUGCUUGCGGGUGGCGAUAAGGAUAUCAUUCUAGUCGUUGACGAGGCCAACCAUCUAUCCCGCAUCCCGAACACUUACAAGGUCUCCUUCCUUAACAACCUACGGCAUCUCAAGCAGCUAGGGAGGAGUCGCCUGUUGUCGCUCUUGUUCGUUGGCACUGCUUCACUUCUAGACGACCUGAUGAUCGCGAACAAGUACAGGACUUGGCUCGACAUAAAGCCGUCAUUUUCUGGCAACGUAUAUUCACCCUUCUCCACGGACAGCUUGUACACAUCUAAGAACUUCACAGAGGAGGAAGUAUGGGAGCUCAUCUCGCAGUUUGUGGCUUACAAGAAGGUGGAGGUGGAGAGGGAUGUAUCCAACAGCAUCUUCAGGAUCACAGGGGGGCGAAAGGGGCUCGUUGGUGUUUGUUGCGCGCUAUUGGCAGGAGACAAAAGCAUGCGAGACUUUGGGCACAGGAACUUGGGGAUGUGGAGCAACUUCAAAAAGGUGCACCUGAUAGAGAAUGUUUUUGCAAGGCCAACGUACAACGCCAUGUGGGAGAACUGCUACGCACUGGAAGGAGACGAGAAGCAACUCUUGCUCAACAUGCUGCAGAAGGGCGGCAAGCUUGAGCUCCAGUGGGAGGACCCGCAUUUACUCGGAACGGUCAACUUUUUGGUAGCGGAAGGAAUCCUGGUGGACUCCAGCGACAGGGGUGGGUUCUCUGUGCUGCACUUUUCGUCUGAGCUGCUGCACUCUUUGCUGCUGAAGCAGAUUUGCAUAGAGGAAAAUGAUCUUCUAGUGAAGACAGGUCCCUUGCCUUUCAACAGGCUGUGGGUCAUCCAGAGAACUAUAAUGUUGCUGGACCUGGAUAUUUUCCUGCAGGAGGAGUCGUGCAAUGCGGAUGGGAACGCGUCAGAGUAUGGCCUGCAAUUUGAGUUCUUUGUGAAGUUGAAGAAGGUGCUGGAGCUGGGUUACCCGUAUCUCAAGUGGAAGGUCAUUCCAGAGGCCACGCAUGAAGAGAAUUGGAGGCGGAGGCUGGAUAUACUCGCCAAAGACGGGGACAUAGGCUGGUUUGGCUUUGAAAUUCUCAGGCAAGGUUCCAUGGAUGACCUGAUCGAACACUAUAACCGAGCCAAAUGGUACGCAGAUGUGCAUUCAUGUGUUGUGUAUAUGAUCAAUUUCGUGUUGGAGGGGGAGGGGGUUGAAUUCAAGGGGGAACCGGGGGGUCCAGUCACAGUUUACAACGUUUACAUCCGCGGCACUGAAGCAAACAUGGUUGGAGGCUGGUAUGCUGAUGCUGGCCACCUGGACGUCAACCUGCAUCUUGCUAACGUCAGAUCAACACUCACCUGGGAUUAG
Messenger RNA from Selaginella moellendorffii, 1779 nucleotides. RefSeq lists its product as uncharacterized. The record is from RefSeq and is a predicted model, not a curated record. Gene Ontology annotation, molecular function: ATP hydrolysis activity. Bases 1 to 1779 code for a protein of 592 amino acids. The transcript has a single exon. NCBI's taxonomy places the organism in Eukaryota, Viridiplantae, Streptophyta, Lycopodiopsida, Selaginellales, Selaginellaceae.